Messenger RNA from Cylicostephanus goldi, 369 nucleotides. The record is from the annotation of a GenBank genome assembly. NCBI's taxonomy places the organism in Eukaryota, Metazoa, Nematoda, Chromadorea, Rhabditida, Strongylidae.
AUGCUACGCUAUCAUAAAUUCACUGUAGGACCGAUGUGCAUAGGCGAAUACGGUGAUCCAGAUAAGGCAGAUGAUUUCAAAUUUAUAUACAGCUACUCCCCGCUGCAUAACAUUCGUUAUCCCAAACGUGGACAGUGGCCUUCAACAUUGAUGAUGACAGCAGAUCAUGACGAUCGUGCGGUACCUAGCCAUACUCUUAAGUAUGCUGCAACUCUAUAUGAUACUGUGAAAGCUCACCCACAGCAAACCAAUCCGCUUUUAUUCCGCAUAGAACACGACGCUGGCCAUGGCUGUGGAAAACCGCUAAGCAAGCAAGUGAGUGAAACAUCUAGCCUGUCUUUCCUAGUGACUGGUUGCUUGUUUAGAUAG